This is a messenger RNA of Penicillium olsonii, 2376 nucleotides long. The record is from the annotation of a GenBank genome assembly. NCBI's taxonomy places the organism in Eukaryota, Fungi, Ascomycota, Eurotiomycetes, Eurotiales, Aspergillaceae.
AUGGAACCAACUAAGUAUGAGAACGUCGAACUCUCCCAAACGCCCUCAGUCAAAAUCAUCAAGCACACGACCUGGGAAUCAACGAAGAGUUGGUAUUCUCGAACUGUCCUUCGGUCGGGCACGCAGUAUACUCAAUUACAGGAGCAACCGCCCGGCCACAAAAUCUUUCACGGAUGGAGAUUGGGUGCCCUUGUCUCGGGAAUAUUCGUCACAGUUUGUAUGUGUCUUAACAUCGCGGCCACUGCAUACCUCCGCAACACGUAUCCACCCAAUGAAGACGGACUAGGCAUCAUUCUGCAACAAAAUUGUGGCAAGAUACGCAGCAUUGACAGUCGCUUCCAUUAUGCCAUCAACGUGAUUGCGACUGUGCUCGUCAGCGCAAGCAAUUACAACAUGCAAUGUCUUACCGCACCGACGCGAAAGGAAGUCGACAAAGCUCAUACGCGGAGAAAGUGGCUUGAUAUCGGGAUUCAUUCAGUACGAAACUUGUCGCAUAUCCCGCGACUCAAAGCGGUGUUCUGGCUCGUGCUCGCACUAAGCUCACUUCCUCUUCAUCUCUUGUGGAACUCAGCUGUUUUCAUGACCACCACAUUCAACGACUACAGUGGCUUGGUAGUAACGCCUAAUUUCCUCAACGAGAGUACCUCGAUCGGCCUUGACUGCGGACACGAUGCGAUGACAGAAUCCAAGACUUCUAACCAGCCGACCUACGUGACUUGCUGGCUGCGGGACAGAGCCCUACAAACACCGAGAAACAUGAGCCGAAUGGACCCCAAGGAUUGCAUGUCCGCGUAUGAAGGUGGUCUUGAGGGAGGUGCAUUCAAUCUUCUCGCUGUCACCAAGGAUGGCAGCAGUCAUAACCAAUCUGUUGAGUUUGCACCACCGCUAAAUGCCGCCGCAUCUGUCCUCGCUUACUUCCAUCCUUUGGAUUAUCCGAAGAAAAUACAGAGUUGGUGCUCAGACAAAUGUGACCGGUGGAGCAAUGAUAACGAGAGUGAUGAAUAUUGCAAAGAUAAAAAUUGGGACCAGUCAUCCACUCCAUUUUCUUGCAUGGAACACAUGGUAAACGGGACAGCUUGGAGUCCAGACCCAAUCCCACAGGUUACAUAUUGGAUGUGUGGCCUAGACGCAAUACUCUACGACCAAUGCAACAGCGCAGAAGCGCAGAAGAACUCGAGCAGCUGGACCAUUUUGCCUGAAAAAUAUGAGAUCGACUACUGUUUGACAACGGACGCAGAGCACGAAUGCCAGCUGAAGUACAGUCCAAUGAUUCUGUACAUUGCAAUAGUCUGCAACGUGAUUAAGCUAACUUCAAUUCUGGGGUGUCUUCUCAUGUCUCGAGAGCCAAUAUUCGCAACGAUUGGCGAUGCUGUGGAUUCCUUCCUCCGACGUCCAGACCAAGCUUCGAAAGGCCGAUGUCUGAUGUCGAAGUUGGAGACUCCAUAUUUCCCGGGAUCGACGAGACUGGCCAGUACAUCCCACUCUCGUCUCAUCCCCCACAGCCCUGGGUUGAAGGGGAGCUUUGGUUCGGAAGACAUGGGACUGCCCGUCGUUGGGCAGGCUGCAUGUUCUUGUACAUGGCUAGCAUGUGUUAUCGUGGGUAUUGUAUUCAUGGUGCAAGGGAUUACCAUUCUUGGUAUAAAGAACGCUUUCACCUUAGGAUUCGGGGCUCUUAGUCUCAACGCCAUCGCCGUCACAUCCGAUUAUGAAGGCGGGAGCUCUAAAUCGAUCCUCACCACUUCACUUCUUGCCAACUUUCCUCAACUUCUCCUCUCCGGACUUUACUUCAUGUAUAACGCAGUCCUUACCAGCAUGACUGCCACUCAUGAAUGGAGCAUGUUCGCCCACAAACGAUCCACUCUCCGCGUGACCCUUCCAGCAGGCGCGCAACGGGAGACAUAUUGGCUCGGACUUCCGUGGCGAUACUCAUUACCCUUUUUAAUAUGCUGUACCGUGUUCCACUGGCUGGUGUCGCAAUCCAUCUUUUUGAUCAACAUCGUCAUCUACCAACCUAACAGUGAAAUUCUCUUGACGCCGACUUCUCAUUUCCCCGGAGUGAGCGAUACGGGCAUGACGACAGCAUGUGGAUAUAGUCCACUUGCAAUCGCAUGUGCGCUUGGAGUGGCGAUGGUGUUGUUCAUCGCUUUGAUUCUUGUGAGCUCGCGAAGGCUAAAGCCUGGCAUGCUUGUGGUGGGUAGUUGCAGUCUUGCUAUCAGUGCUGCUUGCCAUCCUCCCGAGUCUGAUAAGUCUGGCGCUGUCAAGCCGCUGCUUUGGGGUGCCGUGUCGCACGAGGAAAAUGGCAAACCAGGCCAUUGUUGUCUGACUUCCCUUGAGGUAGAGAAACCCGAGAAGGGAGCUUUGUAUGCUGGCUACUAG